Misgurnus anguillicaudatus (oriental weatherfish) is the source of this 828-nucleotide messenger RNA. RefSeq names its product NudC domain containing 2 (gene nudcd2). Gene Ontology annotation, biological process: protein folding. The record is from RefSeq and is a predicted model, not a curated record. Lineage: Eukaryota; Metazoa; Chordata; Actinopteri; Cypriniformes; Cobitidae. Gene Ontology annotation, cellular component: cytoplasm.
CUUUACCAGAAUGAUGGUAGAUAUCCAGCUCUGGAGUGACUUUACAACAACUGAUGCAUAUUUUUGCCAUAUCGAGCAGCAGUUUUUAUGAAAAAGGACUCGAAGCGUUGUAGACAUCAGCAUGUCAGUGCAUUUUGAUGAGAGAAGCGGUGUGAUCCCGUGUAAAACAGCAUGGGGCUCGUGGUAUCAAACUAUGGAGGAGGUUUUUAUCGAAGUCAAUGUUCCUCCUGGUACUUCAGCCAAAGAGAUCAAGUGUAACAUCAGCAGCAAACAGAUUGAGCUUCAUGUAAAAAGCCAACAAAUAUUCAAGGGGAAGCUGUUUGGAUCCACAGUUAGCGAUGAAGCUAUGUGGACAUUAGAGGACAAGAAAUUGAUUCGGAUAGUUCUGAUGAAAACAAAUCGAGAGGCUGGAAACUGUUGGCUGUCUCUGUUGGAGGGAGAGUAUGCUGCUGACGCAUGGGUGCAGGAUCAGAUGCAGAGAAAACUCACACUGGAAAGAUUUCAAAGAGAGAACCCUGGAUUUGACUUCAGUGGGGCAGAGAUUUCUGGAAACUUUCAUGGUGGUGGACCAGAUUUCUCCAGUUUGCAAAAAUAAAAAUUACUGCCUUUAUGUUCGGAUGAAUCUCACAUUUUCAUAAAAACUGUUAAUAUAAAGCCAUAAUCCAUCAGAGACAGCCGCUGAUAUAAGCAUUUUUGUUUUUAUGAUAGUUUAAGUUUUAUAAAUGCCAGGUUUUGUUUUUGGCACUACAGUUGUUUCAGAAGACAGUUGAGUCAGCUGCCACGUGCAUUUCUGUAAGCAAUGUUAAUAAAGCACUUAUUAAAGGUGAA